This is a messenger RNA of Laccaria bicolor S238N-H82, 678 nucleotides long. RefSeq lists its product as uncharacterized. Lineage: Eukaryota; Fungi; Basidiomycota; Agaricomycetes; Agaricales; Hydnangiaceae. The transcript is spliced from 3 exons. The record is from RefSeq and is a predicted model, not a curated record. The coding region runs from base 1 to 678 and encodes 225 amino acids.
AUGCAACGGGCGAUUUGGCAGUGCUCAGAAGAAGAAGAGGAUGAGGGUGCUGAGAGGGUUGUUGAGGAACUAAUUGAGACUCUCCUUGAAGUUAUCAUACAAAAUCGAUUGUCAAGCCCCUCUGCACUCAAGCUUGCUGAGGCUGCUCUCCGGGAAACAUCAUUGAAACCAUUAAUCGAAAAACGUCUUCUACAAAGCACAAUUCAACACCCGCACUUCUUCAAACUCUCCUCAUCACCAUCAUCCACCCGAGACGACAUCUCUCUGCUACACACCCUCUUCCACCUCCAUCCCACAAACACGUGUCAGAUCACGCAUAUCAAGCCUUUAAACUGCGUAUAUUGUGGUACAUUGUUCAGUGCCAUAUCCAUAUUCCAGCUCUUCGAAUUAACGAGGAAGUUGUACGUUUCUCAGUUGUUUGGGAGGUGGUCUGCGAUGGGCAAUGGGGAAGAGUCUGGCAAGGCGCUUGAUGCGGUCCUGAGCUUGGAUGCGGGUGUUGUGUUAAAAACACGUUUGAAUUUCCCUAGGUGGCGUCGUUUGGAGUUUGACACCAAUCCUUUGCCUAGUAGGACAAGUGGUGGAGAAGAACAGCUGUACGAUCCUGUGUUCCUCAUCCUCCUUUUUAACUCCCAAUACUUUCCCCACCUAUGUCCCUGUUUGUGGAAUAGAUCGUGUUAA